CGCGUUUGUUCACAAUUGAAAUGGCACUCGAUUCACCAAAGGAAAUCCCAGAGCUUGAUAAGCCUGAACAACAGAAUUUUGUCAAGUUCUUCCGAGCUUUGCCUGAGAAAGAAGAAGGUACAAUAUACCUCUUCGAGCGAGAUGCAAAUCAAAGAAGAUAUUACACCUUGCAUGGUGAAGACGCAGUCUAUAUUGCGCAAGCCGUGUACAAAACCACUUCGGCUAUAAAGUACUGGGGAGGUGCCGCUCCAAAAGGAUUAGCAACAACGAGUUUGACUCACAGCGCGGCUGAAUCGUUCUUGCGAGACGCGCUACUUAACAAACAACUGAGAAUCGAGAUUUGGGCUCCUAAAAAAGGAACUGGUCAAUGGAGUGUCAUCCGGAAGGCUUCUCCUGGCAACUUGCAAGAUGUAGAGGAUUAUUUGUUUCUCAAUUCAAAUCUGACGUCUGCUCCUGUUGUCAUGGCGGUCAAGCUGGCAGCUACUGCAGAGCACAAGAUUGUCGGCGUUUCCUUCGCCGAUGCGUCUGUACGAGAAAUUGGUGUAUCCGAAUUCGUAGACAAUGAACUGUAUUCUAACUUUGAGUCGUUGCUUAUCCAACUUGGUGUCAAGGAAUGUAUUAUACCACAAGAUGAGGCUCAUAAAGACUAUGAACUCAUUAAGCUCAAGGGUGUAUUGAGUCGCUGUAAUGUUGUGGCUACUGAACGCAAAAGAUCUGAUUUCAAUACCAAGGACAUUGAGCAAGAUCUCAAUCGCCUUUUAGACGGUGAAAUAUCCGUCGCUGCCCUUCCUGAAUUUGAGAUGAAGAAUGCAAUGGCCUCUUGUGCAUGUCUAGUCAAAUAUCUAUCGAUCCUUUCAGAUGAAACGGCUUUCGGCAAAUACACCCUCAAGCACCAUGAUCUCUCACAAUACAUGCGUCUAGAUGCUUCAGCACUUCGAGCGUUAAAUUUGAUGCCUAGCCCUCAUGAUGGAGCUUCAAAGACGAUGAGCUUGUUCGGUUUGUUGAACAAAUGCAAAACAGCGCAAGGAUCCCGACUUCUUGGACAAUGGCUGAAACAGCCGCUUCUUGACAUUGAUAGUAUUCGUGAAAGACAGGAUCUGGUUCAGAUCUUUACUGAAGAUACAGAGAUCCGCCAGUCAGUGCAAGAAGACCAUUUGAAGAGUGUGCCCGACAUGCAUCGAUUAGCUAAGCGAUUUCAACGUGGAUUUGCUUCCCUUCAGGAUGUCGUUCGAAUAUACCAAGUUAUUAUCAAACUACCUGGAUUGCAAGCGUGUUUGGAAGGUUACAGUGGCGAAGACGAGUUCAAAUCCCUUGUAGACAAGGUGUACAUCAGUAAAUUAAAGGAACAUGCUAAAAACCUGGAAAAACUACAGGAAAUGAUAGAAACUACGAUCGAUUUGGAAGCGGUUGCUGAGCACGAGUUUAUCAUCAAAGCUGACUUUGAUGAGGACCUGUUAGAACUACGACAGCAGAUCAACGAAGCACGAGCACGCAUGGAUAAAGAGCAUUUGAAGCUGGCGGACAAAUUAAACCUUGACGCUGACAAAAAACUCAAACUAGAAAAGCAUAACAUAUAUGGAUACUGCUUCCGUAUCAGCCGAGCGGACUCUGGCGCGAUUCGAAACAAGAGUGAAUUUAUAGAGUACGCGACACAGAAGGCCGGUACAUACUUUGCAACAACCAGCCUGAAGGAACUGAACAACACCUGGACAGAUCAUUCCAAUCAGUAUGAGAAGAAACAGAAUUCGCUAGUUAAGGAAGUUAUUGGCAUUGUUGCAACUUAUUGUCCCAUCAUGGAGAGCUUAGGUAGCCUUAUUGCUCAUUUGGAUGUCAUUGUUAGCUUUGCUCAUGUUUCUGUGAUGGCUCCCAUACCCUAUGUUCGCCCUACAUUGCACCCGAUAGGUGAAGGAAACGUCUUGCUUGAGGAAGCGCGACAUCCAUGUCUGGAAGUACAAGACGACGUGGCGUUUAUACCUAAUGAUGUUAAACUUGUACGAGAUGAAUCAGAAUUUCAGAUCAUAACAGGUCCUAAUAUGGGUGGCAAAUCUACAUACAUUCGUCAAAUUGGCGUGGUCGCUCUUAUGGCACAAAUUGGAUGCUUUGUUCCGUGCUCCGAGGCAACCCUCACCAUCUUUGAUUCAAUUCUUGCCAGAGUCGGAGCAGGUGAUAGUCAACUUAAAGGUGUUUCAACGUUUAUGGCAGAGAUGUUAGAGACGGCAACCAUCUUACAGUCGGCGACGUCCAAGUCACUUAUCAUCAUUGAUGAGCUGGGCCGAGGUACAAGCACUUACGACGGAUUUGGCCUGGCUUGGGCUAUAUCAGAAUACAUUGCCACCAAGAUCAAAGCGUUCUGUUUGUUCGCCACGCAUUUUCAUGAACUUACCGCCUUAAACGAGAAGGUUCCACACGUUCGAAAUUUAAAUGUUGCCGUUCAUGUUGGCGACCAUAAUGACGGGGGUGUCAGGGAUAUCACUUUACUGUACAAAGUCAACGAGGGUGUUUGCGACCAAAGCUUCGGUAUCCACGUCGCCGAAUUGGCUCGAUUCCCUAGCACGGUAGUACGACUUGCCAAGCGAAAAGCAGAUGAACUUGAAGACACCGGUAUCGCAGCAAAUGAUGAACCUGUGACCAAAUUCACUAAAAUGGAAGUUAACCAAGGAAACGAGAUUGUACAGCAAUGUUUGAGAGAGUUUGGCUCUGACGACAUUGAGAACAUGGAUGAACAAGCUUUGUCUCAGCGACUGGACACCAUACGCAACAAGUAUAGCCGAGAGAUAGAACAAAAUGCUUAUUUGAGAGACCUUUUAGCAUAAAAGAACCAGAAUUACUUUUCUACAAAGACUGUUUUUUUGGGCAUGGUCAUACACAAAUAUCAAACGUUUA
Molecule: messenger RNA, 2883 nt
Organism: Umbelopsis ramanniana AG
Lineage: Eukaryota; Fungi; Mucoromycota; Umbelopsidomycetes; Umbelopsidales; Umbelopsidaceae
Exons: 22
Coding region: 21-2813 (930 amino acids)
Biological process (GO): mitotic recombination; mismatch repair
Cellular component (GO): MutSalpha complex; nucleus
Molecular function (GO): ATP binding; mismatched DNA binding; ATP-dependent DNA damage sensor activity
Source: RefSeq, a predicted model, not a curated record